Molecule: messenger RNA, 657 nt
Organism: Eucalyptus grandis
Lineage: Eukaryota; Viridiplantae; Streptophyta; Magnoliopsida; Myrtales; Myrtaceae
Product: probable protein phosphatase 2C 5
Exons: 6
Coding region: 1-657 (218 amino acids)
Biological process (GO): protein dephosphorylation
Molecular function (GO): protein serine/threonine phosphatase activity
Source: RefSeq, a predicted model, not a curated record
AUGACUGGCUUCAAGCACUUCCAAGGGCCCUUGUUGCAGUACCUUCAUUGCGUGACAGGUGAAACUUCUGGGACGACAGUAACGUUCGUGGUGAUUGAUGGUGGACAACUUGAAGAGAAUGCAGAAGAGAGGGAACGAGUCACUGCAAGUGGCGGUGAAGUGGGAAGACUGAAUGUGUUCGGUGGAAAUGAGGUUGGCCCCCUCCGUUGUUGGCCUGGUGGAUUAUGCCUUUCAAGGUCGAUAGGUGACACAGAUGUAGGUGAAUUUAUUGUGCCAAUACCACAUGUUAAGCAAGUAAAGCUUUCAAAUGCUGGGGGAAGACUCAUCAUUGCUUCUGAUGGUAUCUGGGAUGCUUUAUCUUCUGAUGUUGCUGCCGAGUCUUGUCGAGGUUUACCAGCAGAACUAGCUGCAAAGUUAGUGGUUAAGGAGGCACUUCGGUCAAGAGGCCUGAAAGAUGAUACAACCUGCCUGGUUGUUGAUAUCCCAUCCGACAUCCCUGUAAUACCUCCAACACCAAAAAAGAAGCAAAGUUUUCUCAGUGCAUUUUUGUCAGGGAAGAAGUCCCAGAGUGCGAAUAAAGCUACCGGUAAGCUUUUGGCUGCCGGGGCUGUGGAGGAGUUGUUUGAAGAGGGUUCUGCAAUGCUGGCGGAGAGGUGA